AUCAAUUGUCAGUUGUUACUUGUCAAAGUAGAUCGCCAGCCAUUUGCCAUUUGCAGUGCUGUAAAUAAUCGAAAUUAUUAUCAAAAUAUAAUCUUAAAAUUUUAUUGUAUUAUCAAAAUAAUAAAUACAUAUUCCAAUGUCCUCACUGAAAGCAAAAGAUAAGUCAGAGCCAGUGGCAUAUAGCGAAGCAGCUUUAAGAAACAAUGCAGUGGUUGUGGAAUAUUGUAGAACUUCGAUGGCUGCGUUGUCAGGUUCUACUGCAGGAGUGCUCGGCCUUACCGGUAUCUAUGGGUUUGCAUUCUACGUAUUUGCAGUGGUCAUCCUUUGGGUGAUGUUCAUGUUGAAAUCAGGUUCCAAUUGGAGUAAAUAUUAUGUGUCAAGACAAAGCUUAUUGACAAAUGGAUUCUUGAGACUCUAUUUACCUAUGUACUAUUCUGGACAUUUAUAUAUGGGAUGGUGCAUGUAUAUUAGCUGAAAUAAAUAAUAAUUUGUAUUUAUAAAGGAUGAAUUUCAUCAUCAAAUAUUUUAAUGUAAUUACCGAAUGGAAAGGGUCAUGAAAUAUUACUGAAACAAUAUUCCAUUAAAUUUAAAUUGUUAGCCAUCAAUCGUUACUAUGAAAAUUCAUGAAAUAUUUCAUUGUUUGAUGAAUAAGGAAUAGUGGAUGAGUUGUGAUAUAAUAUUAGUUAUUCCUUUAUCUGUAUUCAAAGUAGAUUAAAUAAUACUUCAAGACAAUGUGCAUCUUUUAAAGAUUUCUGUUACAAAUAUUUUAAGUUAUAGCUGCAAGUAAAUUGAUGGCGAAUUAUGUUUUAAUGUAAUAGCAUAUUGACUUGGUGAGAGUGGAACAGAUUGUUAAUAAAAAACUACAAAAUGUCAAAAUUAAUACACAUUAUAAGAAUUUAAAAAAAACACCCAAUGGGAUAGUUAUUUAUUAGCGCCAACAUUUU
Manduca sexta (tobacco hornworm) is the source of this 944-nucleotide messenger RNA. Its product is annotated as ER membrane protein complex subunit 6-like. Gene Ontology annotation, cellular component: membrane; endoplasmic reticulum; EMC complex. Gene Ontology annotation, biological process: protein folding in endoplasmic reticulum; autophagosome assembly. Bases 137 to 475 code for a protein of 112 amino acids. The record is from RefSeq and is a predicted model, not a curated record. Lineage: Eukaryota; Metazoa; Arthropoda; Insecta; Lepidoptera; Sphingidae. The transcript is spliced from 2 exons.